Lactuca virosa is the source of this 405-nucleotide messenger RNA. Lineage: Eukaryota; Viridiplantae; Streptophyta; Magnoliopsida; Asterales; Asteraceae. The record is from the annotation of a GenBank genome assembly.
GGCUGAACCUUUGUUCUUAGAUAUUUGAUACAGACGACAGAGGACAGACGUGUCAAUUCUUUCUCUAUGGCAUAGAAAUCGCGCCCAACAAACAACAAUUGAAAUAAUUCUUUUACCAUCUAUCAAACCGAUUUCAACCCUCCGUCUUCCGCAUUUCCUAUGUUAUGUAAAUCAACAACACACAAAUCCAUACACUUUCUCCAUUACUUUUCGUUUUCGUUUUCCAUCUGCCACAACUUCAUCUUCCUCGCUUUCUUUUUCUUUUGCUUUUAUAACAACAAAGAUUUCGUAGGGUUUUGUAUUUUCCAAUGUAUUGAAACAGGAAACACUGCUUCAGAGGUAAUAUUGAUUAUAUCGCACGGCAAUGUUUUCCGUAAAUUGAACGAGUCUUCUAUCUCAAUUUAG